Molecule: messenger RNA, 3135 nt
Organism: Protomyces lactucae-debilis
Lineage: Eukaryota; Fungi; Ascomycota; Taphrinomycetes; Taphrinales; Protomycetaceae
Exons: 1
Coding region: 247-3063 (938 amino acids)
Biological process (GO): protein ubiquitination
Source: RefSeq, a predicted model, not a curated record
CCACCACCAGCGGCACCACAGCGCCAAGUCGCAUCUGCCAGGGCCCCUCCCAAUCAAGCAGCCAUCUAGAGCUCACGCAGGACGCGCAAGGCUCUCAAGGUACAUCCUGUGGAGUGUGUCACGUCCUCUACUGUCGUUGCGCAGAGAACACAUAGUCCAGCGCAAGGCACAAGUCACACAGUCAUCGACCUCCCUAAUUCACUCUUGUCAGCAUUGUCAGAGUCCAACAAGAGACGCCAUUCUGCCAUGGGCAACACGGCAUCGUCCAGUGCAGGGGAGCCAUCACAAUCUAGGCGUCGGCGCAGCAGUAGACUAAGCGAGUUGUCUGGUCGGCACAAUGCAGACCUCGUCAUGACAGGCAGUACAUCAGCGCAAGCCUCCAUUGCGCAAGGAACGCCUCCAAAGGAUACGAUGGAGUUGGAUGCAGCGUGUGGAUCAACAGCGAUCGAGAGCUUUGAGCGCACCACAGCAUCGCGUGGAAGUGCACAGCGGAAAACAGAUUCGCGAGUCAACAGGCUUCGAAAUCGUCUCUCUAGCUUUGCAAACCCAUUCAAGUCGGGUAGCAAGUCAAGGGCAUCGACAUCGCAUGCGCAUCCGUCUGGAGGUGAAUCUGUCACAUCACAGGCGCAUUCGCCACCUCGUGAAACAAGGGAUGAUAUGGCUAUACCGAUUGGUGAUCUGCAUAUGCGCCAGCCUGUGCCUGACUUGAGUCAUUACAUCGGUGCAGAUGGUCUUCAGAGAGAUACACCGCUCACUGAUUUCAAUGACGAGACUUACGACACUGCUAUGACUUCUGCAUCGGCAAUCAUUCCACUUGCGGACGAGGAGUCCAAUGAACCUACAGAACAUACAGAAGAAUCUCAGCCUGUUCUUGUACACCACACCCCAGAGCUCUCACGGAUACCAAGCGAAAGCAGCAGUAUCUACUCAGAUCGACGCACGCGGCCAACAGAAGCGCAUGCUAUAGCGUUGGCUAAUGCACGAAAUGCCUCUUCAGAGAACUCAGAAUCGGCUGGCUUAUGGAACAGGUAUGGCACAAGCAACCUAUCCGGUCAUCUUGGGCCAGCUACACGCUCUCGCUCCAACCUGGACGCUGCACAAAGGCAGCCUCAAAGUGACUCACGUCCACUUCGUCGCGCAACCUCUCAGUCGCAUCUGAAUGCUGAGCAACAGCAAUCUGGAGAUUCCGCGGACAAUCUGAGUGCACUGUUGCAAGACAGAGCGCAGUCCGACACGGCUUUGCCCAACACGGGAACACCACGAUACUAUGUGCGCUCAUCAUCCUCUUCACGGCCUCCAUCGCCCAUGCCCUCCAAUCUGCCAGAAUCUCCCAGAUCCAUGUCACGUUUGCGAGCUCGUCUUAACGGCCGACAUGGUAGUGCUGACUCUACUGGACGGCCCUCUACGCAGCGAUCGCAUUCGUCACCCAAUACUUCGCAAAGACCAGCCGCGUCGCGUGCACCACACUCUGCGGGCGAAGCGCGUCGACUCAAUGGUUCUGGUCAAUCACCAGGUGAAGUCGUGUCUGCACUACCGGGCGAGGAUCAGGCUGGUAUGCUAUCAAGAUUACUUAGUGUUGCUGCGGCUGCAACGGCUGCAUCGCUCGUUGGACGUGACCAGACUGGCGCUCUUCGACGUGGUCGCGAUUUAGCUGCUCAGCAUACACCUGCAACGCCAUCGACUUUACAGGAGACGACGACAGCAGAUCAACCUGCCGUUACUGAUACAGAAUCAUCGAGUCAGGGAGAUCUUGUGGAUGGUAGCUUCGACGGUUUCCUCGCAGCCUUGCAAUCAGGUCAGUUGGCACAAGCCUUGCGCAACGGAGGCAAUAUUCUGGGUGGCGGUGAGCCAGAGGAAGGAUCCCAGCAACCACUCAACUUUUUCCGCAUGUUUCGUUUCAACAGUGCAGUGAGCAUUCAUGGCGCACCGGCGGCGACGGAAGGUGAGGGAAGAAUGGUACCCAUUAUCAUUGUUGGGAUUCGCAGUGUUCCGCCAAGAGAAGAUGGAUCACCGGGAGAUCCACAGGUGCCACCUUUCUUGGAGACAUUGGGACAGAUGCAACCGCCUGCGUAUCGACCUCCUACUACGCGUUCGCAUACUCAAGAGUCGCAAGCCGGACUGGUUUCUGGUACUGCAUCGCAAGGUGUGACCACAAGUGAGGAGAUUACAGAACGAGCGGAAGGAGAGGAAGAUGUGACCAUGACUGAGGAUGUUGUGGCUUCUGAAGUGGAGCAAGAGCAAGGUCAGGCAGCAGACGAACCUGAAGUCACAUCCGAAGCACCUAUUCGUUCGCGGCAAGAAGCAACUACCACCAAUACUACCCCUCAGCAGGAGGAACGAACAGGUCUCUUGGACUCAGUCUUGGAUCGACUACGUUCAUUUGGUGGUGAUAAUGCUGCAGCCUCUCAGCCAGAUCCUGCCAGCGAAAUUGCGUCACGCGCUUCUCGAGUUUCAGCAAACCUUCAGCGACGACGACGGCGAUCACAAUGGCGACCCUUCUCGUCUGGUGAACCAACUCCGUCCGAGGUUCGACCAGAGCAGAGUACUGCUGCUGAGAACAAUGGUGCUGCACAAACGCGAUCGUGGAUUAUUUAUGUGCUUGGUGGGACCUACCCAGAGAAUCACCCGCUGUUGACAACACCCAGCCUGUUCACCGACUCGCCGACUUACGAAGAUAUGAUGCUGCUAGGCAACUUGAUUGGUCCUGCAAAACCAGAAACAGCAGCAGAAGAGGAUAUUGAACGGGCUGGUCCCACGCACGACUUGGAUGAGAUGAGCGCAGAGUUGGAGAAUCGAUGUUUGAUUUGUCUGUCUGACUUUGAAGCAGGCGAGACGUGCAGAAGUUUGUCAAAAUGUUCGCAUGUGUUUCAUCGGGAGUGUAUUGAUACGUGGUUGACCACGGGCAGGAAUAGUUGUCCCUUGUGCAGGAGUGCGACAGAGGCGAAGAAUGCGCCCAUGGCCGGGAUGCCUGUGCCUUCAGAGGCCGCUGCACCUGUUGCGCCUGGCCCAGUAACGGAAGGUGUGCCUGCUGUGGCUGCAGCAGUGAAUGUGGAAGCUGCUUGAGUGCUGUGCCUCUGCACUUGUUUGUUGAAGUAGCAGGCUGUUCAAUACGCCAUAGCCUUUGUCCGUUUCCCA